AUGCUUAUGGACACUUUCUUCAAAAGCUCUAGCAGCUCGACCUCAGGUAUUGUAGUCAAUGACGAGGCUCCUCUAGCCAGUUCCAGUAGUCCAUUAGAUGCAACUAAUAGUCCCAGCCCACAGAGCUCGUGGACUCCUGUCGCGGAUAGGGGAGGCAACAGCAGAACAGUCAGCAGUGGCGUGGAGGCUGGGGCUAUACCAAGCACUUCAUCUGGUUCAAUCUCGCCAACCUCCUUCUGGCCAACCCUCAUUCGCUCUCUUUUUCUUGGUGUUCAGUCUAGCAGCUCCACUGGUGGAGUUGUAACUCAGCCGAGUCUUCUAUCAAUCGGCCAAACUCCUCAUGGAGCUUACUCCAUGGACUCAUCUGCCAACUCAUCGGCUACUUCGCCUUCGUCGAUCCUAUCCUCUGGCACCCUUCGACUACCGCGACAGCGUCCUCGUACAGAUUGGGCUGACCUGAUACUUAUGACAGCACCUGGAGCAUCAAGUGCUGUUUCUAGUGUUUAUAUGGGUUCUGUGUCUCCUUUGGCGUCAUGCUCCGCUUAUUCACGAUCUCUUGGAAACAGCAAAGCGAUGCUAUUCGAUCACACUCCGUUGCCACCAAACUGGGGUGAGAAGUCACUAUUAUGCAAAAACAGCAGAUAG
Protopolystoma xenopodis is the source of this 645-nucleotide messenger RNA. The record is from the annotation of a GenBank genome assembly. Lineage: Eukaryota; Metazoa; Platyhelminthes; Monogenea; Polystomatidea; Polystomatidae.